Messenger RNA from Drosophila subobscura, 1781 nucleotides. RefSeq names its product dynein assembly factor 3, axonemal homolog (gene Dnaaf3). The record is from RefSeq and is a predicted model, not a curated record. Gene Ontology annotation, biological process: motile cilium assembly; axonemal dynein complex assembly. Lineage: Eukaryota; Metazoa; Arthropoda; Insecta; Diptera; Drosophilidae. The transcript has a single exon. Bases 57 to 1781 code for a protein of 574 amino acids.
AACGAAAGCAAGUCCCAAAAAUAAAUAAACUCAAUAUUAAUUGGAUUCCAGCGAAGAUGUUUUGGGGUCUCAGCUCAGCGGUUGACUUAUAUGCCGAGUAUAUCAAGGCGUUCAAGAUCAAGGACGAGCAGGGGGGAUGCGGAGACGGAGCCUCAUCUCCUCACGGAGCGCUCAAUAUUUUGAUCUGCGGCGGAGCCGAUCCGCGCCACAUAAUCAAGACACUGGCCAAGCGGUACACAUACAAAAGCAAGCCCAAGCUGAACAUAUACGUGCUGGACGGGUGCGCCGAGAUAGUGGCCCGAAAUAUGCUGCUUCUGGGUGUGGCCUUGGAGGCUCCAGAGUCCUUUAGCCUGGGGUACAAGGCCCACCUCUUCAUGGACAUAUACGGGAACUCGUUGAUGCGACCGAGCUCCCACCACUACGUGGCAGCCAAGGGCCGCACACUGCUCAAAAUGGUCACCGACGAGGAGGAGUUGCAGCGCCUGGCGCCCAUGCUCUGCUUGGAGGGACUAAAGUACAAGGAGCGCGACGGGCUCGAGAUGGCCUUCAGCUUCUGGCAGCCUCAACCGUGGCACCAGUACAACAUUGCCACCUACUGGGAGCAGCGAUCGCGUGCCCUGCUGGGCACUCGCUACGACCACCGCAACGGCGCCUUUGACUGGGACCUGAGCAUGACCCUAAAGGAGCGCGAGGCCCAGCAGAUCUGCUCGCAGGAGUUCCGCUACUGGCGGGAGUGCGGGGUGGCCUUCGUUUUCCCCGAGUACGAGCAGUGCAAGCCAAACAAGACAUUCGCUGCCGGGCUGGUGCGCGACGGACGCACCUAUUUGCACCGCGGCUACGUAGGCGACAUCCAAACGGGCCCCUUCUGCGGCUUUGGGCUGCGCACCACAGAGGAGCGGAUGCACAACUCUGCGCACGGCGAAAACGACUAUCGGGCCACCGAUGUGACCGAGCGCAACCUGCUCGAGCUCUUCCACGAGCUGCACACCCAGACCGCCUAUGAGCACGAUUCCACACGCUCACGCCGCUACGGAUCGGUUCAGUUGCUCAUGACGCCCUUGCUCACCCACAACGAGUGUGAUGCAGGUGAGGGGCAGGUGAGCUACGAUAGACCCUGGAUCCAGGUGCCGGAUGUGAUCGUGCACUAUUUGUCGCCAAUGGAGAUGGUGCAGCUGCAACAGGGAGCCGCACGCUGGGCGAACACCUUUGACAUUGCAUUCGUUGCCUACAACUACUUCUCCUUCUUGGGCCAAGAGUUCUUCCAGUCCCUGCGUGCGCAGGCCCUCUUCCUUUUGGAGACAAAGCUAUUGACGGUGGAGCGCAGGGAUCAUGUGCAGGCCUACGAGGCCAAGGCCAUGGUGCUAAUGAAGGAGGCUGGCUUGAAGGCUGUCAUCAAUUACCAUGCCAUCAAUGGGAAGCAUAUGCUGCUGAAGUACAAGAAAACUGAGGAAGCUGACGCAGGCGAGGACAAGGACGAGGGCGAUGAUGCUAAGGCUGAACCCGAGGCUGAUGCUGACGCUGUAUCUCAGGCAGAGACUUAUCCUGAAGAAGGUCAGAUCUACCAGGAAGAAGAUGCCCAGGCCAAUGACCAUGCCAUCAAUGAGAAGCAUAUGCUGCUGAAGUACAAUAAAACUGAGGAAGCUGACACAGGCGAGGACAAGGACGAGGGCGAUGAUGCUAAGGCUGAACCCGGGGCUGAUGCUGACAAUGUAUCUCAGGCAGAGACUUAUCCUGAAGAAGGUCAGAUCUACCAGGCAGAAGAUGCCCUUGAGAGCAACUAG